GACAUUCCCCAACUUUGCAUCUAAAUUCUGUAAUUCCCCCCUGGAACUUUAUGGGCAGCCAAGACCUCCGCCAAGAGAGAUUCAGUCCCCCAUGCAUGGACUCAUGGGGUACGAGCAUUCCCUCUCCUCCAACACUGCGCGUACCCCCCCUUACUCCCUCCCCUUUGGCCCAUUCCACAGCAGCGCUUGGCAACGUCUCAAUGACUGCGCCUCCCCUCCGUACCACGGAGAAUCCGCCAAGAACCGUAUGACUUGGUGUUCUAUUACAUUCUUUCCUCCUUGCGCAUCCAAUGUCACCGUAGAGAGAUGGUCCCAGUUCCAAGUUGCGCUGCCAAGUGUCGCCAAGACCUCCCACAUUCUCAGUGUCCAGCGGGCUUUCGAAUGUUCUCGGACUCCGCGAAGCUGCAUGACAGUUCUGUUGAGACAUUGGAGGCACAUCCUGUCGAUCCCAUGCAAUAGCCGGCCGAGACUAGAAUCAUUAAUCAUAGAUACGUCGACGGCACACACUGACUUCGUCGCAGAGAUUCCAGCACCAUGGAUUGGACGCCGAACCCAAAUCCAAUAGUGCGGCCUACUGAAGGUUGAGACUCACAAUAGAUUAUGAUGGGUACUCAACCCGCAGUAGAGAAAUCACUAAUGACUCAAACUUCAGUCUAGAGGGAGCAUUUCUCUGGUUUGGAGGACGGCUUCCGACCGACGGCGUGACUCAGAUAUGAGGCUCUGCCUGUGCUUGGUAGACGAGAAUCACUUCUACGAAAGUUAGCAGUAAUGGGAAUCGAAAUCAUUUAAUUCGACGGUCUACAGUCUGAUA
This is a messenger RNA of Aspergillus alliaceus, 811 nucleotides long. RefSeq lists its product as uncharacterized. Lineage: Eukaryota; Fungi; Ascomycota; Eurotiomycetes; Eurotiales; Aspergillaceae. The transcript has a single exon. The coding region runs from base 92 to 565 and encodes 157 amino acids. The record is from RefSeq and is a predicted model, not a curated record.